Colletotrichum lupini is the source of this 1761-nucleotide messenger RNA. RefSeq lists its product as uncharacterized. The record is from RefSeq and is a predicted model, not a curated record. Gene Ontology annotation, molecular function: protein binding. Bases 1 to 1761 code for a protein of 586 amino acids. Lineage: Eukaryota; Fungi; Ascomycota; Sordariomycetes; Glomerellales; Glomerellaceae. The transcript is spliced from 3 exons.
AUGGACUCCCCGGGACGCCAGUCCGGCACCAGCCUGGCCGACCUGAUACGCACAUCACAGCUUCUUACCGAUCGGUACAGUACUGUUGCCAAUAGCCUCAAUACGGCACCGGUGACGCUGUCUGAUCUCGCCAAAGAAUGUCGCGCCGUGACAGAUGCUCUCCGACGAUUCAAGUACCUGCGCGAAACGAUACCGGAAACCCUCGUUUUCGAUCCAGUCCUUCUCGACCAAUCCUGCCAGGAUGCCUUGGACUCGAUCAACACAGACUUGUCGUCUCUCGACUUCUACAGUACGCGAAUUCGCCCGGCGACGAGCGAUAGUGCUGUCGACAUGUCCUCGGGACAAAUUACCAUCAUUUGGAACGAAGACUCUCUCAGGCAAAUUCAACGCCAGCUCAAGACCAACCCUAUCGCCGGAGCAGAUCUCGAGAGUAGAGGAGACGAGGGCGACACAAUCUUGAUCACGACAAUCAAGUAUGGAUACUCCGAGAAGGUCGUCUCACUAUUGUGCGAACUCGGUGCAGAUGUGAAUGCCGUCGAUACGCUGGGGUGCUCGCCAGUCCACUACGCCGCCAUGUCAGCCAAAGACGAUGACACCUUAGAGGUGCUCAUCCGCGCUGGGGGCGAGGUUGACCGCAGGGAUUUGGGAACACGAACGCCUCUUAUAGCGGCUGUUCAAAAUUACCGCUUCAACGCUAUCGAAAAGCUUCUCGAAUAUGGUGCGGACCUGGAAGCCCGGCUACAAAAUGGCAGAACAGCGCUCCAUGUCGCCAUAUCUAUGAGAAGCAGCCCGAUGACGGAGUUCCUAUCAGAUCAGGGCGCCUACCUCGACCGACGUGUCAAUGAGCACACCGCCUUGACGUACGCAAUAUCUACAGCUUGUCCGGAUAUCGCUGAGGUGCUGAUAGGGGCCGGGGCCGACGUUAACUUGCCGAGCUCGAAGGGUAACUUUCCGUUGCUCGCGGCUGCCUCAGCCGGGGACUUACGCACCAUGAAGCUUCUCCUCUCUCGUGGUGCCAAUUUUGAUGCUACCGGUAGCGAGGGGUACCUACCCAUGCACAUGGCAGCCCAUAAGAAUCGAGUCGAGGUGCUGCAACUUCUCUUUAAAGCUGGAUCACAGAUUGACCCAACGACAGAACAUGGAGAGACGCCUCUCACCAUCGCGAUGCACUUGGGAUGCUUCGAGGCUGCUCAAUUUCUGAUCGAGGUCGGUGCUGAGGUAGACCACUCCGCUCCUGGAGCAGAGAGAAUCAUAUGCCAAGCUCUCAAAGCCGGCAACACGCGAAUUGCAGUCGCUCUCAUCCGAGGUGGUGCAGACCUCACAACCCCAUUGUUGCGAAACUCCAGCAUGACGCCGCUACAUCUUGCAGCCCACUACGGACAGAACGACGUGCUUGCGACGAUGAUCAGUACGGGCGUCGACCUCGAUACUAGGACCUGGCCAGGGUUCACCCCACUCUUCGCUGCCGCAAGGGCAGGGCACCUCGACACUGUGCGACUUCUCCUCGCCGCCGGGGCGUACCUCAGAGCUCGAUCAAUGUCAGGGGCGAACCUGAUGUUCUUCGCCACAGCGCAUCCCGCAAUGAUCAAGCUUCUGAUAGAACUUGGAUUAGAUGUUCGUGAGCGCGAUCAUCACGGCGCAACACCGCUACAUUAUGCGGCUGUCAAGGCGCCGUCUUCGAGUCUCUUCAAGACUAUAAAACGAAAGCGAAGUAUCGCCAAGGUACUGCUGCAGGCCUCGCUAGACAGAAAGGUCACAUGA